UGUGUAUUGACCUUUGAAUGUGUUUUAUUCAAACUCAUUCCUCAUUUCAACAUGUCUGUUACAGCUUAGUUCUAAAAGCUAUUUACUAAAGUUCUAAAAACUUCAUUUUAUAGAAUUUAGACUAUACUGAUCUUAUGUUGUCGAUAGUACUCCCAUUUCCGUUUCCAUUAUUCUAAGCAUCUGUGAAAGUCAUUAAAAGACAAGUUGCUCAUCUGCAUUGUCACUCCGCGUUUCAUUAUUUUCAUGUGGCAGCCAGAUGGCAUCAUCCUUAAGUAACUAUUAUACAUUUGAAGAAUGAUAAAUAUUAGGGGCUAAUAUUGAUGAAUAUUGCAUGCUUUGUAGAGCGACAAUGGAACUACAAUCGAAAAUUACGUGAUAUCUCAUUCGUUCUAUGUUCUUAUUCACCCCGAAGCUCGGUAACAGUUUUGCAUCACCCGUCAUUGAAGAUAGAAUGGUGUAUAUCUAAUCUCUCAGAGUGGAUAUUACUGAAAUUAUAAAAUAACUAUGCCAUAAAGCAUACCCAUAUUACUGCUCAUUCACUGUGAAAUAUAUCCUAUUCACAAGAACGUAACAACAUUUCAGGAAUAAAGCUUUGCUGUUAUGAUAACUCUGCAAAAUGAAUGCGGAAGAAAAUAACUCGGUAAGAUGAAAUCAACAAAGUUAACGCCUAAUUAAUCAAAAUCAUGUAGUAGCAGCAAUGAUAUAGAAGAAUAAACAUUGAAAACGUAAUUCGAAAAGAUAAAGUGGGAAUGUUUGUAUGAAUAUAUACUGGGCUUCAACAUCUACAGCAAAAUAAAAAGUACCUGCAUCCGUCCCAUUGUAGUCGAUUCCAAAUCAUGCUACCCAGCCGACGAUCUCAGUUAUCAUCUUGACACAAAUUAGAUAGUCUACCAACAUGAUUCACAGCUUCAGUCAGAGGUUAGUGAUAUUGUACCUGGCUACCAAUCGUAUGUAAAUAAAUAUUUUGUUUUUCAACUGUAAAUAAAACUGUCAUUUAUGGGUAAAUACUAAUGAUAUGAUUUAUGUAAUUAUCAUUGUAUUGUUUGUCUUCCUCUCCAUGUCUUUACACUUUCAGAUCAAGAUUCAAAAAAACGAUUGUCGAAUUACUCAUCGUCAUCAACAGAAAUAUUAUGUAAUUAUCAACAUAAUUUAUGUAAAUACCGAUCGAAUGAUAACAUUGUUAUUGAUGAUGAUCAUGACAGUGAUGAUGAUAUGGAUCGUGAUAAGUCAUCGAUGAUAUGUUAUCAAUACUUAACAGAUGAUUCCGAUUUGAAUUAUGAUGCUACUCCUCCUCUGUCGGAUCCUGAAACUGAACGUUAUAGUUAUAAAUUAGAUUUACUCAGUGAAUUAAGUCUUUCUUCAGUCUCUGGCGCUGCUGGUGACCAAAUAUUAAAUAUGAAUAUUCAGAAAAAUCCAAUAACCAAUAAAUCCACUUUACAUAAAUGUUACUAUACACAUGGUAAAUAUUUAAUUGAUAAGAAAUGUAAAUAUCGUGUUGUAUAUCGUCAACCGAGAAUAGACUUUAGUCAAAUGGUACUUGUACCAUUUGAUCCAGCCUCAUGGAAUGGUCCAGUGUUAAAACCGAGAACAGCGUUGAACUCAGAAGAACUACAACUUAUUGUCGAUAUGCCGAAUUCAUUUUCUUCUUUACAAAAUAAUAAUAAUCAUGUUGAACAACAACCUGAUAAAAAUAUAGAAAGAAGAGGGCAUGAUUCCGUUGUUGAUGUUGAUAGUAUGUGUAAUAAACAAAAUGGUGAGUGGGAUAAUUUUUUUGUUUUCCUAAAUUACUGCUAAGGAGAGAUCAGGUUAUGUAGUUCUUUGCUAAUAAAUCAUGGUUUCAUCUGGUAAGAAUACAACUGCUUUAUAUCUUUAUGCUUCGCAUUUCCUCAGUGACCUUUGCUGUUAUAUCCCCUUUAGUCUGGUAGUUUUGUUGUCUCAAAGUAAUUGCAUAUUACUAUAGAUAUACGCGGAGUUGUUCUUUUUAAAUUUUGACCAUCCUGACUUCGUUGAAUAUCAAUCUUUUUUGCACUCCUAUCUUCCUGGGUUUUAUCGUUUGAGAGUAAUUGAUAAAGUGUUGUAUAUGACAAUGGCCGUUCUACAGACUUCGCGUCAGUUCAUGUUUGUAUUAAAAGAAUCUCAGUCGUGAACGUAACAAUUAAGCAGACUGAAAAAAAGUAAAACCGUUGGUGUCUGUCUCUCUUUUUCAAUCAUUUUAAUUAAUGCUGCUUUGCAUUUCGAUUAAUUAGACUUAUUUAAAUUCCAUUAUAAACUACACUUGCUUAGUAGAGAUGAUGGGAAAUCGUCUACUUAUCAUUUUACUCGAUCAAAUAGCAUUCAUUUCCAUUGCUCUCUUUCAACAGCUAUGAUUUCUACCAUAGAUUGAUCAAUGCCUAUCAGGUUUAUUCACACUAUCAAUUUUAGUUAUCACAAACUGUCUUUUUCCAAUAGUUUGAUUCCUCUUCUGAAAUUAGGGAUAAUGAGAUGUGAAAAAUAACUAUCCCAGAUGUUAUUUAUUUUCAGGUCACUGAUUAAUCGUGUUGUAGCUUUAUACAGAUGAGUUUUGUCGAUCGAGUUAUAUUAUUGUCAUCAUGGCAUUCUGAUAUUAGGUGAUUGUGUAGUGAACAAACACUCAGUCAGGGACAACCAAUCUAUUGUUUAUGCAAAACAUACAGUGGCUUAGUAAAAUAUGAAAAUCAUUCAUUAAAUACAUUUGCAUAUCUUCUUUGCAUUGUACUUUACCUACUCCAUUAUUUUCCUAUGUUUUUAUUUUGAUUGCUCUCUGAUUUCGUUUCUGUUUUCUUCAAUUCAAUUUUCUGCUGCUAGGCUUUCCACUUCCUAUUUCCGCUAUAUACUACUUAUAAGUGUCAGCAUAAACCACAGUAGUCUCAAUUUAUGAAGUUUUGCUACUCAUCAGUAACAAACAUCAAAAUAUUUUAAAUUUGCCAUAGAUAAUAUCUCCCACAUUCAAUUUCCAGUAGCAAAUGGUGAUAGAUAUGAAUAGGUUGUCAAACAAUCGUGAUAAAUCGAACCAAAGAUUUGCUUCAUGAUGCUCUUAUACAGCUCCAUAAGAUUUUUUUUGUAUAGACCAUUUUCUUAGUUCUAUUAUCAUUCAUAAUCUCCUGAGUCCUAAAAAAACAGAUUGCGUAUCGCUCUGAAAUAUUGUAUCGAUCCAUACUUUACUGACUGACUUUUCUUUCUGUAAACCAAUCACCUGUAUACAGUAUGCUGAUUGAAUGCCUUUUUGACAUCGAAUGAAGAAAAACAAUAAACAAACUUUAUUUACAGCCAAACUUUUCUUACCUACUGGCAAGUUUCGUUUAUAAAUCUUGAUGAUUAUUAAUGAACUGUGGAAGAUUUUGUCCUUCACCAGUCAUCCUUACAGUAAUAAACUUUAUCAGUAAGUUGCUUUUUCAUCCAUACUUUUUUAUUAUCGAGUUUCAAGCUACAUAAUCAACGUAUCAGCUAACAGAAAGAUACACAGUUCCUUGUAUUGACUUGAAAUGAAAUACGAGAUAGAUUCACCUUUCUUCUCUAUCAACAGUUACAGUUAUUAUUUUGCUGAAGCCUUUCGGGACUGGAUCUCAUCAAAUCUAUUUGAGAAUUUAUUAGAAUAAGUCUAUCUACAAGCUGAGAUGGAUGGAUAAUGGCUAGCAGUAAAAUCCAGGAUGGGCGUUCCGUCCUAGUUUGGACUCGUCAGCUGCAUGUACCUGCAUCCCAGAGUUUAUGUUCACCCUGGGACUCUAAUCAAUUACCAUCCUCUUCAAACGCCAUCGUGUUAUCCACUUAGUUGCUUUGUCUAGAUAACCACUGGCUUGUACAGUAGGGUAAAGUUUAAUUAAUUUGUAUUAGUUACUUGAAUCUUCCCAUUGAUGUUUAGGACUGCAGUUGAUCAUUUUCUUUUUGCAUAUGUAUAUUUUGUGCGAAUUCAGUGGGAAUAUUGAGGUAUUCCUCACAUGAUACACAUAUGCAAUAAAGAGAUUGACCAAUUGCAAUCCUAAGCGCCAAUAGGAAAAUUCAAACAAUCAAUACAAAAUGAGUUUAUCCAUCAGCUUGUUUUUUUUCUUUUAUAAUUUCAUUGAACUUCUUUCAACUUUACUCCGAUUUUAUCCAUCGUUAUAAUUCUCUAAUUUUUUUCGUCAUUGUUAAUUUAGUCAUCAAUCUAUUAUUUUCUGGUAUAACAGAAGUCCCAGUACAAAUAUCAAACCAGUUAAAUAUUCCUCAGAAAUAGCAUUUUUAUUUAGAUAUGAUUACAUAAUUGUAACACAGAAACUCCCUCACUUGACUCUUCACAUAUUUUCUUUUCCAGCUGUGGAAAUAAAAUGCACUGCAUUUAAUUUCAGCGAUAUAUGUUUUUUCAUAAAUCAAUUCAAUAGUACAAUACAUAAGUUCAUCUGUAUACUACAGAAUUGUUUACAGAAUAUGUUCAGAUGUGUUCACCUUGUAUUCAUCCUAAACAUUUAUGGGAUUAUUUUAUUAUAGAUUGAGUUCAUCACUAAUAUCGUUUUUUUUCCUGGAGAAAAUAUUGUGACAACCUAGUUUCAUACUCUGUUGGUUUAGUGCAUUCAGUUUCUUGUAUAAAUUUGAAUCAAAAUAACAACAAGAAAGUUCUAAAAAAAAAUGUAAUGAAUGUGUGUUUUGCUUUCAACGCCUUCCCCUUAACCUGAAAAUUUCAAACAGUUCAUGUUUUAUCUUAUAUAUAUACGAGUAUGGAGUUAUUUUGUGUAAAACAUUUGAAUCGGUACCAAACUACUCUCUGUUACCUCUCAAUUUUCAUUCUUUCUCUAUAUGAUAUUAAUCCGUGAUGAAUACUGCCUUUAAAUUACAUAAAACGUCUAACAAUCAGUCAUAAUCAAUUUAGAUUCACCCAUUAUGUACUUUCUUAGUCCUUGAUUAACCCAACUGUUCAAAAUGAAAAUAGAAAUUGUCUGUUAAGAUAUGUUUUUUUCAAGCCUGCUAAGAUACCCACAAUUUAUGUAUAUUCGUAGGCGGCUAGACUGACUUAAAUAAGAAUGUAUAAGCAGUGCCCGAGGCUAGUUAAAUAAGAUUGCCUAGAUUAGUUGUUCCUCUGGUUGUUAGAAGGGGAAUCGGCCCCCAAAUCCCCUGGUACGACCGAGAGUGAGGACAGUCCGCUCUCCCUCUCGAAAUGCUCUCAUAUGGCCACGCGUAUAUAGCCUCUACCAGGGAAGUCCUACUCACUGCCUUCUCGUGGCGAGGGUGUUGUUUACGAAAAUGAGAGGACGAAAAGCGAAUGUCCGGCGCUUUAACCGGAUUCCAAACCAAUGGUGCACAUGGGCUCCAUUAUCCUGCGGGAGCAAAUGGCGUAUGAACCAGUCGUUGGUCACCGGCUUCCAUGGGACUGCAUAUCCUCCCGAUGCUCCACUGCAUUGUGGAUCAGACCUUCAGGUUGAGGCUCCGGGUGUGGCCCCCUAAGAAAACCAUCUGCUUCGGUUUGGGCACCCGGGCAGUAUCACAGCCAUCACACAUAUCGAAUGAGAUUUGUGUGGCGCAUAUGUAUUUGGUGCCUCCUUGUACCAAUAUCUAUGUGUUAAAAUAAAUAAAUAAUAAUCGGCCUCGUGUCUUCCGAAGGAUCUUGGUUUUCACCAUGAGGCGUCAUAGUUCUCCCUUCAACUUCCAGGGCAGAGUUUGAGUGUUUUGAUUUGCUUAUUCUGCUCAGCGUCUUUUUGGCAAGAUUGUUUUCUACGGGAUGGGGAUGCCGACCCCACGCCCAGCCCUCCUCUUUUACCUGGUCUUGGGACUGGCAGUAGCCCUAGAAAAGCUUAUAGGCGGAGGCUAGUUGCUUGUCUUUAUCCACAUGAUUAAACAGAAUCUACUGUAAACAGGAAUCGAUUUCCUGUUAGUUAAUUUACUAAUGAAUACACUCUUCAUUUUGAAUAGAAUGUAAAGCAUACACGAAAUUUUGUUCAGUACAAACACUAUCAUUCUUGGUUUGUUGAGUUGCAUUUUCUUUAAAUUUUUUUCAUCGCUUUACAUUAUAGCAAAAUGUAUCGAUAAUGAAACUGUUCGUGUGAGAAAAACACAUCCAAAAACUGUAAUCAGUAAAUUAUUCAGGUUAGUAUUAUUGUCUUGAUUUAAUAAAACUAUUAUCUACAAUUUGAUGUCCGCCUAUAGUAUAUAUAUACGCUAAAUAAUGAAGUGAUCUUUUACAAUUGUUAUUGAGUUUACUGUUCGGUUAUAUUUAGUCCAUUGAAAACUUUGAUUUGUUGUUUUCACCAAACUUUAUGGUUAUGAAUAAUGAAUUUAAUUCUCCUAAAGAAAAUCACUUUAAAGUUUAUUUACCUAACUCACUUAUAAGUAGUAUGUGAAACUGUAUGGAUCCGUAUAAGUGGCCACAACACUCAACUUUUAUUCAUCAUUUCGCAUAUCUGAACGCCACUACACUUAUUUUGGUACUUUUAGCAAUUUCCAGGCUUCCAAAGUCUUUUGAGGAAUUAUCAAGGGCUUUAUAUGACAGACUGACUUAGGCUAGAUACCCACUAAAAAUCUAAGUCAGUCCGUGAUGGGAACCUUCAAGUUCAGUAAUGUUCACAACACCCUAUAAUUGCGAAUUAUAACUUUUUUGGAGAGAGGUAGAAAUUAUUUUGAGUAUUUCCAUAGGUACUCAAGAUUGUUUGUCACUGACUGAGGUAUCAGCCAGAAACUUACUAGAAUUCACUGGGUACUAAUCAUCUUUCUUGUUCUAAUUUAGAACUUUCCAUACCAAUGCACUUUUACGGCUACGUACACAAACACGUCAACUCAUCAUAAGAAUUCCCUUCCAAAUCUUCAACAGAACUUAGAAUUAUCAACAUAAAUCUUUUGCGAUGAUGGAUAAUAGUUUUAGCUGAGGUAUAGGACUUUAAAGGUGUUGUGAUCUCUGAGAUCAGAGAGAUUUUUGUUUUCUGGUAAAAUCAUCUACUCGGCUGCAUGCAUUUUCGAAAUUUAAUUGAUAUGCUUUUUCAAAAUGAAAGCCAAAAAAUUGCUAACAUUUAAAACAAAACAAACAUUUCCUAUCGUAUAAUUUUCAAGCUAUGCAUUGUGGAGACGCGCUGCAGUAAUCUCGCUGCCCAAAAAUUUAAAGGGACUCGUCAACUAUCCAUCUUGCUUAGAAUGGGUGCCUCAACAACUUCACGAGAACAUUUUUUACAAAUAAACUCACUGUCAAAAACCAACUUCAUAAGCCAAGAAGUAGAUCAUCCUACCAUAUGUGGGAAAAUAUCUCAAGAGUCAUUACAAUGAUUCUGAAAUACUUUUCGUUCAACGUCUCUCACAAAUCAACACAAUCAUUUCUUUUCAUUAGAUACAGAUCACGAAAAGGUAAAUCUGAUGUCAUCUAUCAAGUAAAUUGCACCAAUUGCCAGAAGUAAUACAUUGGACGAAGUGGAGGUUCCUUUGACCUAUUCACACAUGAACAUAGAUUAGCACUGAGGUUAUAUAAUAUGUUUCACUAAUAACAUUGCAUUCUAGUAACCAUGGGCAUGAAUUCGACUGGUUAAACGUCGCAAUUUCGGGCCAAGGAAACUCCAAGAAUGCCAAAACAGUUCCUAGAAUUAUGGUAUCAAAAUCGAUUGGCAACCAACAAGUAUAUCAACGUAAACCUAAUAUAUGAAUCUAUACAAAAGAGACCAAUCAAUCACAAGGUCAGAGGUCAUCCGAGAAAGAUAGUCAAUGUCAGUCCAAGGAAGAAUGAACGAAAUCUACAAAGAGAGCCAAUCACAAGCAACAUCAUUGAAGCAGAUUGAUAUGGUACAUAUGAAAUAACCGAAAUCUAACUUCUAUAUAAAGUAAACCCUGAAAACCUCUAGAAUGACAAUCAAUCUCUAUAAUUAAGCCACCUAACUUAGAGAACAUAAUAUUAAAAGAGAGUGAAACUAUCCCAACAGAUACACCAGGCGAGAAUUGCGUUACAUCACUUACACUGAGAUGAACCCACUCAAUUUCAGUCUCCAUGACUUCAUAUUAUUUCUCUUACAGUGAAUGUAACUUGAAAAUGGUUAGUUUGAUCUUACUGGAUUCUGUAAAUGAACAUUAUUUUAGGAGUGUUAAACUGUCAAAAAUUAAUUAUGUUCAUUGGCUUUUCAAUUUUGAAUAAUUCUCCAACUUGAUUUCAAGUCACAAUGUCAAUUACUGUCAACCUAUACAAAAUCUUUACAAAACUAAUUUGAACAAGAAAACAUUCUUUUAUUGCUUUUUUUCUUUUCUUCUAUUUUCUUAUUUUAGUCUAGUUAAAACAACUACUCAUCGACGUACUAUUGGUGAUCAGAAUACAAUAUCAGAUUUCGAAAAUAAUACAGAAUCUCAAUUACCUACAGAUGAUAACGUUCAAACAAUCUUAUCUAGUGAAAAUGUUAAUGAUAUUGAAAAAAGAAAUAAUUGUUUAAUCAAUUUGCCAAAUAAUACAAAUACACUUUCAACCAUGCAAAAUAAUUUAUAUGUAGAAAGUUCAGCAAAGAAUUUGCUUAAACCUCAAUCGGAUCAGUCAAUCGACUUACAACUAUGUGCAAACAACAAAAUUACUAAUCCUAUCGAAAGAUCAUCACGUUCAUCUUGUUAUGCAACACUUCAUGAAAGAUACCACAAGUCAGUCACUCCACAAACCCCUUCUGAUAAUUAAAGAGUUAACAAGUCAACAACAACAGCAGUCACAACAUCGUUCCAUCUCUUCUUCUAACCAACAUCAUCUCACUAGUUUAUCUAAAAGUGCUGUGAAUCGUCUGUAUGAUAUUGAAAUCAGCUCAUGUUCAACUGCUUAUGAAUCAGUUAUGGAGUAUACACCAACUUGUGAUGAAGUUACUUCCAAACAGAAAACAACCAGAGAAGUUUACGAAGAUGCUGAAGUAUUAUAUCGACACUUAUCUGAUUUGAAACAAUCAAACAAUUCUGAUAUACAAACAACAGUAAUAGAUUCAUCUCAUUAUCAUUAAUAAAUUUUUUUUUACAAUCUUCAUAUACAUACAGUUUGUACACAAGUUAUUAGUUCUCUGAAUCAAAAAUAUUAUGUGUAUGUGUAUUGUCACAAAAACAAUAUACCUUAUAAAAUUCUAUAUUCAAACAUCACUUCCUAAUUCUUUCUACACUCAACUAUCUAUAUAUUUAUUGACAUUACUCUCGUUAGUACUGCGAUUACUGUUUAUUAUUAUUAUUAUCGUGAUAAUUAACACAUAUUGUUAAUCAUUAUUCAAGAGACAAAAAUAUAAGAUUCUGUGAUGAUGGCGAAUACUUAAUAAGCAUAACGCAAUUCAACUUAAUGCUUAUAUGUUAAAUGUGAUGAUAAUCGUUUUUAUGCAUUUGUUUUGUGAAACAUAAUGGGAUUUAUACAGAAAUAAUAAUGCUACAAAAGAAGAUUAAGGUAGGCAGGGUUCUGUAAUCAAUGUGGAUUCCUCUUAAGAUAUUCAUGUGUUAUAUGCAUUUCAUACAUUUUUGUCCCGUUAUCCUAUUAUCAUUAUUUUUCUUUUAUUAUUACUAACUUCAUCACUAAAAAUAUUUUAGCAUUUAUUAUGUUAAUUAUAAUGAUAAUGACGAUCACUAUCAUUAUUAAGAAAGAAUAUUCUUUCAACUGUUUUCGUUUCUAUGCACACCUCCUACAAACGAACCAACCACCAAGACACGUGACUGUCUACAAUGGUCGGGUAGAUUUGUUUUCCUUUUUCUCUUUUGAUAGUUGUAUUUUCACGGCUAAAAGUGCAACUUUGAUGAUAAUAAUAAUAAUAAUAAUAAUAAUAAAGAUUAGAACAAUGAAUAACCUUGUCUCGUAAAAAGAAAUUGACGUAUUAUUUGUGAAAAAUUCUCUAAAACAUUUUUUUCCAAUGUGAAUAAGAGGAUGAUUGAUGAUAGCGAUAUGUUAUGUUGUAUCAGAAAGUGCUGUGAUUCUUUUAACUUAAAAUUACAUUUAACAUUCUUAUCAUUUUUCGUAUCUUCCGUUGACGUGAUCAGAAUUACACAAAAGCCAACUGUAAACUAUUGAUAUACCAUUAUAACUCGCAUUUCACUCUCCAUUAUACUUCAUGAAAUGUUUGUAAUUCUAUAUCUCUUCGUUUUUUGUUUUGUUUUCAAUAAGGUAACCUUGCAUUUAUUUCACAACUGUGUUCUUUUAUAAUCAGCAUUUACUCUGACAUAUAUUUAACAAUGAUCUUAUUCAUACAUGACUUCGUUUACAGUUUUUUUUGUGUUACUUUACAAUUUACAAACCCAAAAACUACUUGAAACUCAUAGAUUAAAAAUAAAGCAUUUGAUAAUUUUUUUAUUUGUCUACUUACAUUUUACUGGUAAUAUAGUAUCUAAAUCAAUGUGAAAUUUGGAUACUGUGUAUUUUUGACCUGUAUUUCCAAAAGAAUUCUUCGACUUACAUUCCAAUGGUAACUUAAUUGUCAAGGAUUUUUAUACUGUACUUCCAAUUACGCUUGUGAUUACGAACGGUCACAUUGUUCAAGUGCUUAGAUCUGGUUGACUGUGUUAAUCUUUAUUUCCUUAUAUCCACCAAGGUAAGUUUCUUAAAAUGUUCUCAAUUGGAAUGGAAUAUCGGCUUCUUAAACAUAAAAGGGAUGUCGCGAAACUAAAUUAACUACAUGCACAACAAAACAAUUUAGCAUAAUUGUUGCCUCAGUUGUUUGAAAUGAAAUGUACUCAUUAUCAAUGAAACACCAUACCUCUCAGCACACUUCGACAAUUUCUAGCUUCAUUGAUGCCAAUUUUCAUAAAAUAUUCUUUCUCUAAACACGGCAGCUUUUCUGAAACGCACUUUAACGAAAAAAGUCAAGUAGAGAGUAGACUGCAGUUUCACAUGCGCAGUCCUGAGCCAUACAUAUGUGGACUAGUGUUACUACCUAUGAAAGCCAACUAACCAUGGCAAUUCAUUUUGUGGAACAAAGGGAAGCUUAUGGAAUAAGUGAUUAAGAUUUUAUAGGUUCAUUCACAGGCCGACAGUUGUAAACCACGAAGAACUAGUAACAACUCAUACAGCUAAAUAUCGAUAAAAAAACAAUAAGGUUUGUCCAGUUAAGGUAAAAUGAGAGGUAAACGUAUCACAAUCGAUAUGGUUAUGGGGAACAAACUGUUGAUCCUGAGCAACUGAAACCAUUAGGUAAGCCAAUUUCAGUUUUUGUCAUCAGUGAAAAGCGAGUUCGUAGUGCCCAAGAUUCUUAUUAAAAUGGAUACUCCGGCAGAGAAUUCACUUCUGACCAUCUAAAAGAUGUCAGCUGAAAUAAUGAAUUGAGGGAAAUGAGUAUUCCAUAAUGAAACUACAGGUACA
Molecule: messenger RNA, 11245 nt
Organism: Schistosoma haematobium
Lineage: Eukaryota; Metazoa; Platyhelminthes; Trematoda; Strigeidida; Schistosomatidae
Exons: 5
Coding region: 1213-1794 (193 amino acids)
Biological process (GO): establishment of centrosome localization; intracellular protein localization; establishment or maintenance of epithelial cell apical/basal polarity
Cellular component (GO): adherens junction; apical junction complex; cell cortex
Molecular function (GO): protein binding; phosphatidylinositol binding
Source: RefSeq, a predicted model, not a curated record